This is a messenger RNA of Darwinula stevensoni, 780 nucleotides long. Lineage: Eukaryota; Metazoa; Arthropoda; Ostracoda; Podocopida; Darwinulidae. The record is from the annotation of a GenBank genome assembly.
AGGCAGGAAGACCUUGAGGAACACCAAAUAGUUAAACCCUUCGAUUGGACAUACAGCACUGAUUACUUGGGAACACUUAAACUUGGGCCCUUGAUGACAUCUUUUGUGCCAACCUCAGAGAAGAUUGACAUGGAGAAACUGAAGCUGAAGGAACCCAUUCUCUUCUAUGAUGAGAUCCACCUCUAUGAAGAUGAGUUGGCUGACAAUGGCUGUGCCCUUUGCACAGUUAAAAUUAGGGUGAUGGCCUCUGGGUGGUUUGCCCUCCUCCGGUUCUACCUCCGAGUAGACCAUGUCCUUAUUCGAGUGCCUCCAACAGUGUGGAGAGACCCAAACCAAGUCUGGCCUCACCUGACACUUGUGAAAGAAGUUGUGGAAAAACUCACCCUGCCAUCAUAGUGGACAACUGGAUCCUGAAAUAGCUUUUUUUAUUUUCCCAUUUUUAAAUGUGCUGCCUUUUUCAGAGUGGUUGAGAUAAUGAACCUGCUUGUUCUUGUGCCACUGAUUCUGUGAUAAUUUUUUAAUUCUGAUGCUAAAUCUUGUAUAUUCUGGAUCCUAAGUAUUAGUCAAAAUGAAGUUGACCAUAACAUGUUUGCUACUGCAGGGUCACACAUGUGACAUGUUGUUCCUCCAGAUGGACCAGUGUUGAAUCUAUGCAAUAUAUCUCCUUUGUUUUCAUUUUAUGGGGAGUAACUUCCUACUGGGCAUUCAAACAAGCUUCAUAUUGAUAAUAUGAUCUUGGGAGAUACUCAAAACAUUGUACAGGGUGGUGCAAAAGUCGCA